GGAGCCAAUGGGCACGCUCGGGAGAGCCCGGCUGGCGGCGGCGGCCGGCCGGGCGCGCACUCUCGGGAUGGACGGCGAGCGCCGGGCAUCUCAGGCGCUCUCCUCGGGCCUCCCGGAGGGGGGCGCCGGCGGGGAGAGCCCGGGGGACGGCGGCCCCGUCCCGGGCAGCAGCUGCUCGUCGGCCCUGCUGCAGGCCGAGGUGCUGGAUCUGGACGAGGACGAGGACGACCUGGAGGUGUUCAGUAAGGAUGCCUCACUGAUGGACAUGAAUUCCUUCAGUCCUAUGAUGCCAACGUCCCCUUUAUCAAUGAUAAACCAAGUCAAGUUUGAAGAUGAGCCAGAUUUGAAGGAUCUCUUCAUUACAGUUGAUGAACCUGAAAGCCAUGUUACUACAGUUGAAACUUUCAUUACAUAUAGGAUUAUUACUAAGACAUCUCGGGGGGAAUUUGACUCCAGUGAAUUUGAAGUUAGGAGACGUUAUCAAGAUUUCCUUUGGUUGAAAGGAAAACUUGAAGACGCACACCCCACUCUGAUUAUUCCACCAUUGCCAGAAAAGUUCAUAGUGAAAGGAAUGGUGGAACGGUUUAAUGAUGACUUCAUUGAGACACGCAGGAAGGCACUGCAAAAAUUUUUGAACCGAAUUGCCGAUCAUCCAACUUUAACAUUCAAUGAAGACUUCAAAGUUUUUCUUACUGCACAAACUUGGGAACUCUCUUCUCACAAGAAGCAAGGGCCUGGAUUGCUGAGCAGGAUGGGACAGACAGUCAGAGCUGUGGCAUGGUCAAUGAGAGGAGUUAAAAGCCGCCCAGAGGAGUUCAUGGAAAUGAAUAACUUUAUUGAAAUGUUUAGCCAGAAAAUAAAUUUGAUAGAUAAAAUAUCUCAGAGAAUUUACAAGGAAGAAAGGGAAUAUUUUGAUGAAAUGAAAGAAUAUGGCCCAGUUCAUAUUCUGUGGUCGGCAACAGAAGAAGAUCUGGUUGAUACUCUAAAAAGUGUUGCCAGCUGCGUUGACAAAUGCUGUAAAGCCACUGAAAAACGGAUGUCUGGACUCUCAGAGGCUCUGCUUCCUGUUGUACAUGAGUAUGUGCUUUAUAGUGAAAUAUUAAUGGGUGUUAUGAAAAGAAGAGACCAAAUACAAGCAGAACUGGAUUCCAAAGUUGAAGCUUUGACUUCUAAAAAGGCAGAUACUGAUCUGCUUACAGAAGAAAUUGGAAAACUUGAAGAUAAAGUGGAAUGUGCUAAUAAUGCCCUGAAAGCAGAUUGGGAAAGAUGGAAACAAAAUAUGCAAAAUGAUAUCAAGUCAGCAUUUACAGAUAUGGCUGAGGAGAAUAUCCACUAUUAUGAGCAGUGCCUUGCUACAUGGGAAUCCUUCCUUACGUCACAGACCGACCUCCCCCUGGAAGAAGCGUCUGAAGAUAAACCUUAAUCCCAUGGAGACUUCCGUGUGAUGUUUGGGACAUAGUAUCUAUUAACCAAAAUUAUUCUUUCUGGAUGGGCCGUGUCCUUUAUAUAGUGGAUGAAAAUAUUUCACACUAUCUGGAAAACCAACAACUUGCAACUCAGGUAUUCCAGAUCAUUGAUAUGAAUUUGGGUAUAUAUAUAUAUAAAUGUUUGGCUUAGUUUUAAUUAUGUUCUUAAAUUUGUAUGCCAAUAAUUACAUCUGGAAAAUUUUUUUCUUAAAUAUUUGUGUGUGGAACCUGUCAUUUUAAAUAUAUUGUAAAGACUCAGUUUUAAUAAAAAAUUUAA
Messenger RNA from Equus quagga, 1743 nucleotides. RefSeq names its product sorting nexin 7 (gene SNX7). Lineage: Eukaryota; Metazoa; Chordata; Mammalia; Perissodactyla; Equidae. The record is from RefSeq and is a predicted model, not a curated record. The transcript is spliced from 9 exons. Gene Ontology annotation, molecular function: phosphatidylinositol binding. The coding region runs from base 8 to 1423 and encodes 471 amino acids.